AUGGAUUCUGGAAUGGACAUCGACGGAGUCGAUGGGACUCCUAAGGUCGAGGCCCAAGACGAACUCGUUGAUGUCGAGUUCUCCAGACCGUCGUCGUCGUCGCAGAAACAGAAACAGAACGGGUUGCACUCCACCCUAAAAGACCUACCUGUGAAGGUGCACAUUAGGAGACCGGAGCGUGACUCUUGGGUGUAUGUAGGGAGAGCGGUGGUCAACUAUGAGACAAGUGGCUCGUCCGGUCAAGUUGUGGUCCGCUCCGCUGCAUCCGGCAAAAUUCUAGUGCGAUUUACAGAGAUUAGCGAACUGCAGGCUGAGCGCCGGGGCAACUUUGUCGUCGUCGGCAUAAUCGAUGGUGCCAAGGUCGUAUCGUGGUCCUUGAAUGCGUUGAACAGUUCAGACACACUCAAGCUUUUGUCGUGUAUUCAAGUCUGCUGCCAUCCAAGCAAGCUUGCUGUGAUAGACCCCAACGGUCAUCACAAGCUGCAGAAGCGCGUCGAACGCCUGAUAAAGGAGGAUAGGCGCAAGCGCCACAAGCGGCGCAAGGAGGCUGACUCCAUGGUCGAGGCGUUCAGCCGCACCACAAUCGGCGCCGACCAGCAGCAACCUAUAGACGUGCAGUAG
Molecule: messenger RNA, 621 nt
Organism: Peniophora sp. CBMAI 1063
Lineage: Eukaryota; Fungi; Basidiomycota; Agaricomycetes; Russulales; Peniophoraceae
Source: the annotation of a GenBank genome assembly